AUGACCACCUCGCAUCCGAAAAUCACUUCCCAUAAAACCUUUCGCGCUGUCUCGCAAGAGUUUUCGAAUCCUUAUCCUCCGUAUGUUUUAGUCAACUCGCAGGACGAUGCAAAUUUGGUGUUGUCAGCGGGAUGUGAACUCGGAUAUCUGCUUGCUCUUGAAACCGACGGCCCAUCCGGCUCCAGAAUUCUUACCUUGAAUCAGGCUGGAGAGUAUCGUGGGCGCAUUGGAAUAAUCAUCUAUACGCUUCCAACGGAAAUGGACCUUGGGGCUAUAGCAGACCAAAUCCUCCCAUUGCUUGCCAUUGGUGGGACUGCAAUUGGAUUUGCGCCUUUGCAGCAGUUGGCACCGUGGAAAGAGGCAUGCUUCGCAUGGGCCAAGGUGCAGGAGACAAGUGCCACUCAAGAUAAAUCUCAGGGGGGCGUCGGGCUUGAAUGGGCCGAUAACAAUGCAAGUGGGUCUGGAGAUCAGUGGGCACAGUGGUCGGUGGUAAAGAAGGCCCCUGAAUGGGCGUUUUGCUGA
Molecule: messenger RNA, 522 nt
Organism: Rhizoctonia solani
Lineage: Eukaryota; Fungi; Basidiomycota; Agaricomycetes; Cantharellales; Ceratobasidiaceae
Exons: 2
Coding region: 1-522 (173 amino acids)
Source: RefSeq, a predicted model, not a curated record